AUGCCGCGGCCAGAUUUGCUGAAUCCAUCGCCCGGGGAUGUUGUCCAUGUUGGGCCUCCAAGCGUCUGCUUGGAUGAUGCCGAUACGGAUGCCGACCAUCCGUUGCCAUCCGACGCGGAUCGCCGCAAGGAGUUGGCCCAGAGCUUCAAAACUCACAUGCAGGGCCUAUCCAUGGUGUUCAACGAGCUGCUGAACCAGCACGAGUCUUCCCUUCAGGUCACCUUCACCGGCUCCACUCCACUUUCAGCCUCCCGAUCUCUCCUCAACUCAUGGAAGCACGAGUCGAGGGCCACGGUGAAGCCCGACGCCAAGCUUUGCGCCAGCCACAGCCUGGGCCUGGAGGUUCUGCCGGUGGCUGAGAAGGUUCGAAGGCCGAGCAUGCGAAUGAACAGCAGCUUUGCACUGCCUGGCGAGUACUUCAGCACGGCCGACAAGGAGCUGAACCACGAGACCCUGCAGAUCAUCGAGAAGCAGUACGAGCGCCUGGACUCUGAGAGCAACGGCAAAGUCCUCACCGGUGACCUGAAACGAGUGGUGAACACUUAUGCUGGUGGCUGGGAGAUUGAAGACAUGCUUGGUCUGCUCCGCGUCCUCAACGAAAGCACGCGGCCAGAGAAGAGCGUGAGCGCGAAGCUCAAGAAGUUUCGCAACCAGGUCGAAGACAACGUCGAAAUUGACUUCGACUCCUUCAAGGCGCUGGUGAGUGACGACUCACUGCUUGGAGACAAGUACAACCUCACGGUGCAUCGCGAUGUGAAGAUCCUGCGAGAAGCACUGAAGGCCGAGGAAAAUCACAACCGCUACCUUGACGAUGGCAAUGCCGACAAGAAGCGAUCGGAAACCCGCUGGGCUACCUUCCAGCGGAGAGCUACCCUCUUCUUCGAUGUCAUCCCGCCGCUGGUGAUCGUCGUCAACAUCCUGCUGAUUGGCGUGUCGGUGAACAACCAGAGUGCCAUGAGUGAGGAGGACAAGCAAAUGUGGCAGGCUGUGGAGAUCACGUUCCUCUCGUUCUACUUGCUGGAGGCCUUCGGAAAGAUGUUCGUGUAUUCCUUCCGAUGGUACUUCUGCGGCCCAGACAAGUGGUGGAACAUUUUCGACUUCUGCUGCAUCCUCUUGUCCAUGGCGGAUGUGUCCAUCUUUCUCUAUGUGCAGCUGCAACAGGUCAAAGACAAUCCGCUGGACCUCCAAGUCGUCAUGCUGAUCAAGAUGCUACGCCUGGCACGACUAGCGCGGCUGAUCCGGACGCUGCGCUUUGAGAUAUUCUAUGAGCUGAAGCUCAUGGUGCUUGGUGUCAUCAGCGGCAUGAGAGUUUUGGGCUGGGCGAUGGUCCUGUUGGCUUCCAUGAUCUACUCGGCAGCCAUCUUCACCACGAGCAUGUUCGGCCUAUCCGAACUGGUUGACGAUGAAAUGAGCACUGUGGCAAACUCCAUGUUUACGCUGUUCCGUUGCUUUACGGACGGCUGCGUGGCCCGAGAUGGCCGUCCAUUAAAUGAGCUCCUUGCCCAGGAGUGGGGCCUGAUAUGGGUGAUUCCGUAUGUGUUCAUGUACGUCGGCGUGACGUUGGGCCUGUUCAACCUGAUCAUGGCGAUCUUCAUCGACAACGUCAUGGCCAACCAAAUGCAGCGGAAGCUUCAGGAGAUUUCGAACACCGCGGCCAACGUGGAGGUGGAUAUCAAGGAGCAACUGCUUCGGCUAACGCUCCUGAGCAAGACCUUUGGCAUUCCCGAGGAGAUAGAACGCGAGAUCAAAGCCCUUGACGGCCACUUCAGCAGCAACGUCGCACGCACGCGAGCGAAGUUCGAAGCGCUCAUCGGGGCCAAGGUUGUGAUCACCAAAGCUGCGUUCCUCUCCUGGCUGACGGAUCCGGAGUUCUUGCGUGUUUUGAAGGAUGCGGACAUUGAGACUGCGAAUCAGUCAGGAAUUUACGAAGUUCUCGACGCGGACAUGAGCAACAGCCUAAGCAUUGAGGAGGUCUUUGUUGGCCUAAUGAGGUUACGCGGGCCCAUCGCAAAGUCUGAGAUCGUAGGCUUGAUCCUGAGGCUACGCCACGUCACAAUGAUGAUGAAUGGUAUGAACCCAGAGGACGAGUGA
Messenger RNA from Symbiodinium sp. CCMP2592, 2091 nucleotides. NCBI's taxonomy places the organism in Eukaryota, Dinophyceae, Suessiales, Symbiodiniaceae. The record is from the annotation of a GenBank genome assembly.